AUGAGCGGCAGGCUUGCUUCAGAAUAUCCGUCCUGGAAGAAGCUUCAGCAGAUCUACGACAGCGAGCACGCUAAUCUUGUCCUCAAAGACCUCUUCGCUCAGGAUCCCGCCCGUUUCUCCAAAUUUUCUAAGGAAUAUGCAUCUACAUCCGGCCCAGAUGUCACUUUCCUUCUCGAUUACUCCAAGAACCUCGUCACGCAACCCAUCAUCGACACUCUCCUGACUCUGGGCCGCGAGGCCGAAGUAGAGACAUACAGGGACAAGAUGUUUGCUGGCGAGCAUAUCAACACGUCAGAGGACCGCGCUGUCCUCCACGUCGCUCUCCGCAACUUCAAUGACUUCAAAAUCCAGGAAAGUGGAGUCGAUGAGGUGUCAGCAGUUUUGGAACAUAUCAAGGUCUUCUCCGAGGCCGUUCGCAGUGGUGAAUGGAAGGGAUACACAGGAAAGACAAUCAACACCAUUGUUAACAUUGGUAUCGGGGGAUCCGACCUGGGCCCUGUCAUGGUUACCGAAGCUUUGAAGGCGUACUCCAAACGCGAUCUUACCGCCCACUUCGUAUCCAAUAUUGAUGGCACCCACAUUGCGGAGACUUUGAAGGUCUGCGAUCCUGAACGCACGUUGUUCAUCAUUGCCAGCAAGACUUUUACUACACAAGAAACCAUCACAAAUGCCGAGAGCGCCAAAGCGUGGUUCCUUGAGACCGCGAAAGAUCAAGCUCAUGUCGCUAAGCACUUCGUUGCUCUGAGCACCAAUACCAAGGCCGUCACUGCUUUCGGUAUCUCUCCUGACAACAUGUUCCAGUUCUGGGACUGGGUUGGUGGUCGUUACAGCUUGUGGAGCGCCAUCGGACUGUCAAUCGCCUUGGUCAUUGGUUACCAUAACUUUGAAUCACUUCUCAAGGGUGCACAUGGGAUGGACAAGCACUUCAAGGAGGCACCGUUGGAGAGCAACCUGCCGGUUCUGUUGGCGGUAAUAGGUAUCUGGUACAACGAUUUCUAUGGUUCGCAGACACACGCUUUGCUCCCAUAUGACCAAUAUCUUCACAAAUUCGCUGACUACUUCCAGCAGGGAGACAUGGAGUCCAAUGGCAAGUUCGUCACAAAAGGCGGUCAACGCGUCAAUUAUCAGACAGGACCUAUCAUUUGGGGUGCAGCGGGCACCAACGGACAACACUCCUUCUAUCAACUUGUCCACCAAGGCACGAAGCUGAUUCCCGCUGACUUCAUUGCCCCCGCUACUUCCCAAAACCCGAUUCACCAGUCAAAGCACCAUCGUAUCCUCUUGUCGAACUUCUUUGCUCAACCUGAAGCUCUCGCUUUUGGUAAGACCGAGGCGCAGGUGAAGAAAGAAUUAGAUCCAGGGGCAAGCGAAGCUUUGAUUAAGAGCAAGGUGUUUGAGGGAAAUAGGCCCAGUAAUAGUAUCAUGUUCCCGUUGUUGACGCCGGCCACCCUUGGCGCCCUGAUUGCUCUGUAUGAGCACAAGAUCUUUGUGCAGGGUGUCAUCUGGGGUAUCAACUCUUUUGAUCAAAUGGGUGUCGAACUUGGCAAAGUCCUUGCAAAGAACAUCCUUGCCCAGCUCGGCAAACCUGACGACGUUAAGGGCCACGACAGCUCGACCACCGGCCUCAUUCAUUACUAUCAGAAGUACAGGAAGGAAUAAACUGACAAAUGAGUCAAAGGGAACCGAAAGCAUUUCUGAAUUCAUGAAUUGUAAUAACAAAGAAGUGUGUACUAACAUAAUAGACAUUUUAUCCGAUAGAACUCCAAUGCCCGACAUCGUAUGCG
Messenger RNA from Guyanagaster necrorhizus, 1784 nucleotides. RefSeq names its product glucose-6-phosphate isomerase. The transcript is spliced from 8 exons. The record is from RefSeq and is a predicted model, not a curated record. Gene Ontology annotation, cellular component: cytosol. Gene Ontology annotation, biological process: glucose 6-phosphate metabolic process; gluconeogenesis; glycolytic process. NCBI's taxonomy places the organism in Eukaryota, Fungi, Basidiomycota, Agaricomycetes, Agaricales, Physalacriaceae. The coding region runs from base 1 to 1659 and encodes 552 amino acids. Gene Ontology annotation, molecular function: carbohydrate derivative binding; glucose-6-phosphate isomerase activity; monosaccharide binding.